Messenger RNA from Carassius carassius (crucian carp), 1303 nucleotides. RefSeq names its product protein SSUH2 homolog. The transcript has 9 exons. The record is from RefSeq and is a predicted model, not a curated record. The coding region runs from base 128 to 1177 and encodes 349 amino acids. NCBI's taxonomy places the organism in Eukaryota, Metazoa, Chordata, Actinopteri, Cypriniformes, Cyprinidae.
GCAGAGGUAUAGCUUGUAGGUUUUAGAAUUUGGAUGCUGGACGGGUUGCUGGAGUUAUAAACAGAGGUCUCUUGUGAAUGUUCUUGUAACAGGUGCCUAUCUUCCUCCUCCAAUUCCCUCUGUGCCGAUGCCUGUGCCUGAACACGCUUCCAGCAGUCCAGAGUGGCACAACAACAUUCCUUCCAUCUCAGAGGGAAGAGCACAUCAAGCUUUCGAAGAGUACGUCUCCAGCAAGUGCUGCUAUAGUUCUGCCCCGGUCAGAGAUGGGGUCAUAACUAACAUGGAGUCCUUUAAUACCUACAGGUAUCGUUUGGAGACAUUCACAGAGUCCAGAUCUACUGAAUGGAGUCAGGAGCCUUACACAGGGCAGCAUGUUGAUGCCGGUAUUCAGCGUCCUCCAGGACCGUGGGAGAUCGCAGCUCAACCUCCAUCCUACUUUAUUGACCACAUGGAGACCAUUAGAGUGCCUUACACUUCCUCAGUCAAGAAAUGUAACCCAUGCAGUGGAAUGGGAAAAAACUCCUGUUCUUCCUGCACUGGAACUGGAAGUAAAGUGUGCUCUGAAUGUAACGGUUCUCGUCAACGUCCUGAUAAUGAGUCCUGCAAUAAAUGUGACUAUAGAGGACAGGAAAAAUGUAGUUCAUGUAGUGGCAGUGGCUUUCACAAGUGUGACACCUGUGAUGGAAAGGGACAGCUGCUCGUCUUCAUCAGCCUCAAAGUUAAAUGGUAUUAUCAUUAUAAUUUCACUGAUAAUAUCCUAACCCUGUACACUCUGUCAAACUCAUCGUCUCAAUCUGAAAGCUAUUUUCUGGGCCAUUUCAGGAGCACUGAGAAGGACGAUUACACAGCACAAGAUUCGAGUGGACUGAGACCAGAAAAGCUGGGAAAGGUUUCAGGAAAGGAGCUCUUCAAAGACGCCCAGAUUAUGGUCUAUCCAGUGAUGGGUUUCCCCGAUGUUUCUGUUGCACAAGCAUCUGAACGUUUAAUCAGAGACCAUCAGGUGAAAUAUACCAAGGAUUCUCGCAUACUACAACAGAGGCAGACGAUUGAGCUCAUUACCAUAACAAGAGUGAAUUACACAUGGAAAGAGAAGUCCUAUGUAUACUAUGUGUAUGGAAAUGAGUUGAAAGUGAACGCUGAUGACUAUCCCACCACCUGCUGCUGUUCUGUCAUGUGACUCAAGUUGAUUCAAACCGUACUGUACAUCCCACAUUCAUCACAUCUCAAAAACACCUGUCAGAGAUGGCUAUUAUUCCAUAUUUUAAAACUGUUUAAGACAAAAGUACAUUAUGAUCAUAUACAU